GGCCGUGAAGUCAAUUCAAAGAGUUGCGAGAGCCCGAAACGUGCUGGUUAGAUUUACUGAAUUGGAGCAAAACUGCGAAUUACGGGAGUGUAGUAAAGUGCACCCUCCCUUGCAUGCAUCUCAUUAGCCGGAUCCCGUCAGUAGCUAUAGGUGAAGCAGCCUCUCUCUCCCAUACUGAAGCAGGUGUCCAACAUGGCGAUCACUGGCAACGGCUCUCUCGCUACUAUUCUCUUUUUAUUCAUGUUUCCAGCGGCUCUUCACAAAGGAGCUGCACAGUACCCAGUGGUGAGUCAGAACUUAGUGACUGACAAUGUGUCGGUGGUGGAGGGCGAGAUGGCUACCAUUAGCUGCCGGGUGAAGAACAACGACGACUCGGUCAUCCAGCUGCUCAACCCCAACAGACAGACAAUCUACUUCAGAGACAUGAGGCCCCUGAAAGACGCUCGCUUCCAGCUGGUGAACUUCUCAGACAAUGAGCUGCGGGUGUCGCUGUCUAAUGUCUCGCUGUCAGAUGAGGGUCGAUAUGUUUGCCAGCUCUACACAGACCCCCCGCAGGAGGCCUACGCUGACAUCACUGUGCUGAUUCCUCCAGGUAACCCCAUCAUCGAGGCCCGCGAUGAGAUCCUGAGCGAGGGCAAUGAGACAGAGAUGACCUGCACCGCCAUCGGCAGCAAGCCCGCCGCCACCAUCAGAUGGAUGAAGGGAGAAAAAGAGCUUCCAGGCAAGCCCAAAGUUGAGCUGACCUACGACAAGAUGUACACAGUAACCAGCCGGCUGACGUUCACCGUCAGCAAGGAGGACGACGGCGUGCCUGUCGUCUGCAUCGUAGACCACCCGGCAGUCAAGGACUUCCAAGCACAGAGAUACCUGGAGGUGCAGUACAAACCGGAGGUGAAAAUUGUGGUUGAGUUUCCUCAGGGCCUGACCAGGGAAGGAGAGAACCUGGAACUGACGUGCCAGGCCAAAGGCAAACCCCAGCCGCAGCGGGUCAACUGGGUGAAGGUGGACGAUGACGUGCCGUCCCACGCCGUCAUCACCGGCGGCGACCUGUACAUCGAAAACCUCAACAAGUCCUACAACGGGACCUACCGCUGCGUGGCCUCCAACUCAGUGGGCGAGUCCUACGACGACUACAUCCUCUAUGUCUACGAUGCUCCCACCACUACCCCUAUACCCACCACCGCAACCACCACCACUACCACCAUCACCACCACCACCAUCUCCUUCCCUGACGAAACACAAGACACUGCGCCCAGCACUGAACCCGCGGCUCAUGAUUCAAGAGCUGGAGAGGGGGCGCCACGAACGGUCGACCACGCAGUGAUCGGAGGAGUGGUGGCCGUCGUCGUCUUCGCCAUGCUUUGUCUACUCAUCGUCUUGGGGCGCUACUUUGCAAGACACAAAGGUACCUACUUCACGCAUGAAGCUAAAGGGGCGGAUGACGCGGCAGACGCAGACACAGCCAUCAUCAAUGCAGAGGGCGGCCACACCAACUCGGACGAAAAGAAAGAGUACUACAUCUAAUCAAAACAGGACCCCUCACACUAGUGUCCUCUUUGGGACGCCGAGCUGUUUUUCGGGGGCUGGGGCUGGGGGACGGGGUGGGAUUAAGGGAUUUGAGAUGGUUAGGGAUUAUUUUCGGCAAGAGUAGAAAGGACAAGGGGGUAGAAGAGAAGUGGGCUUUUAAAGGAAGGCCUGGUUGUGAGCUGUUGUUUAGUCUAGUCCGCAGCUGUAGAUGGAAUGUUCUGUGUAUUUAAAAAAAAACAACAAAAAAAAAAAGACAAAAAGAUUGACGAGACGAGGGAGA
Myripristis murdjan (pinecone soldierfish) is the source of this 1807-nucleotide messenger RNA. RefSeq names its product cell adhesion molecule 1a (gene cadm1a). The coding region runs from base 193 to 1524 and encodes 443 amino acids. Gene Ontology annotation, cellular component: neuron projection; synapse; plasma membrane. Gene Ontology annotation, molecular function: signaling receptor binding. The transcript has 12 exons. Lineage: Eukaryota; Metazoa; Chordata; Actinopteri; Holocentriformes; Holocentridae. Gene Ontology annotation, biological process: cell recognition; homophilic cell-cell adhesion; susceptibility to natural killer cell mediated cytotoxicity. The record is from RefSeq and is a predicted model, not a curated record.